GCACAAUGGAGUCCCACAUUCAUAGCCCAUGCCCCAUUGGUAUCGUAGUUUUUUCCGUGUCGCCAGCCAGUUAUCAAGUAGCACAGAUGUCGCUGCUCCGUCUAUAUCUUCUGGUAGUCGGAGGAUAUUUCAGCUGCUGCCUGGCCGCCUAUGUGCUGCGCGUGGAUAAUUUCACCUUCGUUGUCGAUGAUCCCACGAUAAUCCUCUCUCAAAGUGCUUUCGCCGAGCAGGAGCAGAACCGCAGCUAUCUGUCGGGACAUAUGAUCUUCAAUCGAUCGCUAAACGAGAUCAUGCUGCGUGCUUCAAUGAAUAUCAGUCGUCCUCGACUGCCGGAGUUGCGACUCUUCGAUGUUAAAUUGAAUGUCUGUCAUGUCAUCAGCAAUGUUUACAAGAAUCGCUUUGUCAAAAUAUUCUACAAUAGUUAUGCCUCAUUUCUCAACAAUAAACCCCUAUGUCCCAUUAAGACGAACUUCAACUACACCCUGACGCGCGCCUAUUUGAACGAAGAAGUUCUGCCCGAGCUCCUGCCGCAAUGCUCCUUCUGCAUGAAGCUAAUUUUUCAUCACAAGUCCAAGCCACUGGCUCACAUGCAACUGGAUGGCCGAUUGAGUAGGGCCUGAUGGCAGUACAUAUAUUGGAUUAUCAGUACUAGCCCCAUCGAUUUGGGGCAUGGAAAAUUGGUUUUGGGAUCAUUGGCAACUCAAUAAACUGGAGAAAAACAAAAUUUCAGCCAAUUUCAA
This is a messenger RNA of Drosophila obscura, 740 nucleotides long. RefSeq lists its product as uncharacterized. The record is from RefSeq and is a predicted model, not a curated record. Bases 6 to 620 code for a protein of 204 amino acids. The transcript is spliced from 2 exons. Lineage: Eukaryota; Metazoa; Arthropoda; Insecta; Diptera; Drosophilidae.